Messenger RNA from Toxorhynchites rutilus septentrionalis, 791 nucleotides. RefSeq names its product pre-rRNA-processing protein TSR2 homolog. Gene Ontology annotation, biological process: maturation of SSU-rRNA from tricistronic rRNA transcript (SSU-rRNA, 5.8S rRNA, LSU-rRNA). The transcript is spliced from 3 exons. Lineage: Eukaryota; Metazoa; Arthropoda; Insecta; Diptera; Culicidae. The record is from RefSeq and is a predicted model, not a curated record. The coding region runs from base 122 to 727 and encodes 201 amino acids. Gene Ontology annotation, cellular component: nucleus.
CCUUGAACAACAUGAACUUUUGACAGCUACAAAAUGUGCCUCAAAAUAUUUACCGCUUUGAAUUUGUGCAUAGUGAAUUCAUGCAUGUGAAAAUUUCUAAAAAAAAUUAAAUAUAUCCAACAUGGCAAUGGCAACGGGCACCGAUGUUCCACUGCCGCUAGCACAAUUACAAUCUCUCUUCAAAGAGGUCGUCGAAAAUGUAUUCAACCGCUGGACAGCACUACGUCUUGCCGUCGAGCAUGGCAUGGGCGGUCCGCUUGGUCUAAACACUGCGAUUGAAAUCAUUGACUAUAUCACCUGUUACUGCACGGAGAAGAAGAACGUGGAUUCCAUCGAUCUCAGGGAAGUGAUAGAAGAAAUCAUGGAUCAGGAAUUUGCGACCAUCUGCGAGGAUGAAUCUAUUUAUGAAAUAAGCGAAAUUUUGAUCAAUUUGCUGAAUAUGCUGAAAAAUAACAAGGUGGAAAAUGUAAAGGAAGAAUUAACCCGAAUGGGUCCCUGUGAAAUUUGGAUCCGAUCGGGAAACCGGAUAAAGUUCCAGUCAAUUGAGGACAGUAGUGGGACCGAGGAUGAAGAUAUGGAUGACCAGGAUAUGGAGGUGGGACCCGCAUCUAUUGGUAGAACGAUGGGUGGAAAUUCUAUGCCCAGCUCCCAAGGAUCUACGACCGAUUUUGUAGAAGAAGAAAUAGAUCCUGGUUGGACGCAAGUUCGGAACAGGAGACGAAGGUAAUAAGCAAUAUGCUCAAAGAGAGGCUGUAAAUAAAUAUUGUACGGACGGAAAAUCAAUUUAUUCA